This is a messenger RNA of Penicillium pulvis, 1608 nucleotides long. Its product is annotated as major facilitator superfamily domain-containing protein. Gene Ontology annotation, molecular function: transmembrane transporter activity. The record is from RefSeq and is a predicted model, not a curated record. The transcript has 7 exons. NCBI's taxonomy places the organism in Eukaryota, Fungi, Ascomycota, Eurotiomycetes, Eurotiales, Aspergillaceae. Gene Ontology annotation, biological process: transmembrane transport. Bases 1 to 1608 code for a protein of 535 amino acids.
AUGCCGUUUGGGAUUCUCGAAGACACAAAUCUGGAGCACAUCCCAGGAACAGCUCCACUACACGGCCACUCAGACACAGACAAUUAUUCCGGCAUAGAUCCCGGUCUACUCAAAUACGAUCGCACAGACAAGAUCGUCCUCGUGCCACAGCCAUCUGACUCUCCUAACGAUCCAUACAACUGGUCUCGAACAAAGAAAGAGCUUUUCACAAUUGCCUAUGGAUGGGGUUGUGGCUGUGUCGGAGCGGUCGGCCCUCUUCUUGGAGGCGCAUUCGUUCCUUUAGCAGCUCAAUUCGACGUCUCAUUGACAACUUUCGUUUCAGCUGUGCAGGGCGGUGCCAUUGCUGCGAUCGCAGUGGGGAGUUUGUUGUUCAAUUCCUUGGCUGUGAAAUAUGGGAAACGUCCGGUCUAUUUGGGUACUACGCUUGGUUUGAUGGUGUCAUGUUUCUGGGCAGCUGAAGCGAAAAGCUUUGAGUCUUUCGUUGCUUCGAGGGUUUUCUGUGGAUUGUGUAUGGCACCCUUGGAGGCUCUUGUUCCGGCUUCCAUCUCGGAUAUUUGGUUUGUGCAUGAGAGAGGAUUUCGAACAGCGAUAUUCAAUCUUGGUGUUUUGGGUGGUAUCAACCUUGCCGUUCCGAUCGCGGCCGUCAUUAUCCAGUACGCUUCGUAUCACGAGGCACUAUAUGGUAUGGGUGGAGCUUUCGCCCUAGCCUUCCUUUUGAUCUUUUUCUGCAUGCCCGAGUCAGCUUUCAAGCGGGAGGCUGUAAAUAUUGACACUGGAGAAUCAAAGAUGGUUUUGGAAGGGAAAGCGAGUCUUGAACAGCUCGAGCAUACCCCAAGCACAACCCCUACCUCUGAAGCCCGCGCCUCAUGGCUCGAGGACUUGUUGCCUUAUAGUGGUUAUGUCAAUCACGUCCCUUUCUGGAAUACCCUGAUCCGGCCGUUCUAUCUCCUAGCAUCACCGCCUGUUCUAUGGGCUGUGCUACUAUUCACUACGUGCAUCUCAUGGCUUGUCGGUAUCUCUCUUACUUUAUCACAAAUUUUCUCGGCGCCCCCGUAUAACUUCUCAGUCAUCGGUGUGGGAGCAACCAAUCUCUCUUCGUUUGUGGCAUCAGUGCUGGGUACGAUCGUCGCAGGGCCUCUUAUCGACGGUCUUGUUACUAGGAUGUCUAUGAGAAAUGGUGGUAUAUUUGAACCUGAAUUCCGUCUACCAAUUAUGGUUACAUACCUGCUCUUCACCUCCACAGGCUUCUUUGCCUGGGGUCAAUCCUCAGCUGCACAGGAUCCUUGGCCCGUUCCCGUGGUUGUUUGCUUGGGGUUGAUCAACUUUGGAGUUCAGCUUGGAACUACUGGAGUGGUAACGUAUGUGGUAGACUGUCAUCGUGAGAAGGCCGGAGAGGCCUUUGCGGCGAUGAACUUUGUCAAAAAUAUGUUUGCAUUUGGUCUGUCCUUCUAUAUCAAUGAUUGGAUUUCUAACCAAGGUGUUCGUAAUUGCUUCUUCGCUAUUGGCGGGAUCACUAUGGGUGUCACCCUAUUCACAAUUCCGAUGUACAUCUUUGGAAAGCGAGCUCGAGGCUGGGUUCAUCGUCGUGGCUUUGCCGAUCGACUAUAA